AUGGCUUCCGUAGCACCGGAUAAGAUCCUUGAAAUCAAACAAAUUAUCUCCAAUCAUCUCUCCCAAUCGGAUAUGAACAAUGCUAUUCGCGAUAUUCUUAAUGAUUAUGCACAACGACAUCCGAAUUCAGGACCCAUAAGUCGAGAUGCUCUGGUACGUGAAUUGAAGAACCGUGGUAUUGUCGAUUCUAUGAUGCAAAAUAUUCAAUUUGGCGCUCAGCAACCUUCACCAAGACAACGUCAAUCACUUUCACAACAGAAAUCAACUGUCAAUAUGGUCGAUACCGAUCAGUUAGUAUCUGUUCCAUUGGAGCAAGUCAAUUUCGAUUCAAAUCGACGUCACCUUUAUCUACAAUUUCUCAAUGGGAAGGCAUUUACUGAUUAUCUAAAUGAGCCACAAUCCGAAGGAUAUCCAGGCUAUUCAUCAUCAUCACUAGCUUCGUCGUUUAGUAUUUCCAUCUUAUUUCGUAAUCAACGCUUUCGCACGAGACCAUUUGCGUGUGCUGGCGAACCAUAUAUCAAUCAAGGAUUUUUACUUGAACUCCACAAAGAUAAACAGCAAGGCGAAUUCGGUGCUAUGGCCGACACUCAAACACUUCUCUCUAUUUGUGAUCGUGUUCACAUUGUUCUAACAAGAAAAGAUACACUAGGUGAAAUUCAUCUCGUCUCUUCACAUUUUCUCGAAUGGCGACAAGUUCUCUGUGCUCCAGUAAAUAAAACAAAUCGAACUCUAGAACUGAAUGGCAUUGGUGCAGAAAACAAAUUACCUGUCGGUUUGAUUAAUGUUUGUCUACAAUUAAUUCCACCUUUACAAGAAUCAGUAGCGGAUGAUAUUCUCGCAGCACAAUUAGAUCUGGAACAUACGAAAAGUACUGAACGUGAACGCUUAUUUCUAAUCUAUGCUAAACAAUGGUGGAAAGAAUUCUUGGAGAUCCGUGAAGAACACCGAACAAGACUCGUGAAAAUCUUCGGACAAGAUGAAAACGGUGUCAAUCAUCCUGUUGUAUCUUUCGUUCAACCAUUACGUUCUGGCCGUUUACUCGAUACUCCGCGAGAAGCAGCGCGAUUCACUAGUUUAAUUGGUUAUGAUCGUCACUCAGUUGUAGGAAAUACAGAUCGCACAGAAAUGUGGACACAUACACAUGCAUUUCUUGCACGAAAUUGCGGAGAUUGUGAAAAUCAUGCAGUGUUACUUUGUAGUUUAUUACUUGGUUUCGGUCUCGAUGCUUAUGUUUGUAUUGGUACCAAAGGUAAAAAUCAAAUUCAUUCAUGGGUUGUGACAAUUGGUGCAGAAGAUGUUUUCUUCUGGGAAAGUUUAAAUGGAAACAGAUAUCAACAUACAUCGAUCGAUCCUGAUAAUCCUCCACUAGAUAAAUUAUCAUUGAAUAAUAUUCAUCAUCCAUAUCGAACAAUUGGUUGCAUAUUUAACGAUCGAUCAUUCUAUGCAAACAUCCAACCAACCUGUAAUGUAGAUACAUGUGUAUUCCGCCUAACGGAUCAAUCGAAAUGGAAAGCAAUGUCUGCAGAUGCUAUCGCAUCAAUUAACACACCUGGUCUUGUUCUUACUGCACCAAUCAUGCCUCAUUUAAUGGCCAAUACACUUGAUCCAGUUGCUCUAUCGAAUGAUCUGGAAAAACAAAUGCGAGCACUGAUUAUUCAACAUAGAAAAGAUCUUGGCUAUACAACGCAAUUUGAUGAUCACUUGUCUUACUUAUUAAGUCCAGCACUAUCGUCGUAUGAAUUAGAGCGUGUCACAGGUUUAUCUGUUGGUAACGAAGAAUUUCAAGAGGCUGUUCGACGAGCUGUACCGAACGGUCAUGCAUUCAAAGGUUUUCCUAUUCAAUUUGUGCAUAAAAAUGCUCGUAAAGCAUUUGUGUUUAGUUUAAAAAAUAAUCUUUGUGAAGAAAUCGUCUGUUGUCAUGGCGAUCAAAUUCGUCUAGCUGUUCGUGUUCGCGUAUUCACCUAUCCGGAAAAUGCCAUUGCUACUUGGAUGAUGUUUGCCUGCCGUUAUAAAAGUGUUGGCUCGACAAAAUAG
This is a messenger RNA of Adineta ricciae, 2034 nucleotides long. Lineage: Eukaryota; Metazoa; Rotifera; Eurotatoria; Adinetida; Adinetidae. The record is from the annotation of a GenBank genome assembly.